AUGUCGUGCCCAACCCAAAUCUCUGGACGUUGCGUCGCGUCAACUGUCGCUGUUCUUGCUGGAGGAGCUCUUAUCGGAUACAUUGUUGGAUACAAGUUGGGACAACGUAGUGCUCGUUGCAACUACAAAAUUCAACUCGAUUCGAACAAGGUCGCUGACACUGUUGAUAUUGAGGACAUCGGAGAGAAGAAGGCGUUCUGCAGAUGCUGGAAGAGCGAGAAGUGGCCAUACUGCGAUGGAUCUCAUGGAAAGCACAACAAAGAGACUGGAGACAACGUCGGACCACUCAUCGUCAAGUCCGAGAAGAAGUAA
Caenorhabditis briggsae is the source of this 312-nucleotide messenger RNA. Bases 1 to 312 code for a protein of 103 amino acids. Gene Ontology annotation, cellular component: intracellular membrane-bounded organelle; mitochondrial outer membrane. The record is from RefSeq and is a predicted model, not a curated record. Gene Ontology annotation, molecular function: 2 iron, 2 sulfur cluster binding. The transcript has 2 exons. Lineage: Eukaryota; Metazoa; Nematoda; Chromadorea; Rhabditida; Rhabditidae. Gene Ontology annotation, biological process: regulation of autophagy.